This is a messenger RNA of Sodiomyces alkalinus F11, 624 nucleotides long. RefSeq lists its product as hypothetical. Lineage: Eukaryota; Fungi; Ascomycota; Sordariomycetes; Glomerellales; Plectosphaerellaceae. The record is from RefSeq and is a predicted model, not a curated record. The transcript has 3 exons. The coding region runs from base 127 to 579 and encodes 150 amino acids.
UGCCAGCGGGACCUGAAGGGCAAGCGAAAGGGACAGAAGACGGCAACUGGAGUGACCCAAGACCAUCACAUCGGGUCACACGUUGGAUUUCACUUGUGGUCCCUGGCACUAGUCCCGAAAUAGGCAAUGUAUCGGUCCUGGCCUGGUUGCCGUUUGUCCCUGAUUGGGUUACGAUUUCAAAGAUCGGCUGGUGUGACUCCAUUCCGACAUUCUCUUCAAAAGACAGACCCAAAAACAGACCCGAAACCGCUCAGGCCCGAGCCGCGGAGAGGCCUACUCAUCACGGAAACGUCGAAUAAUAGGCCAAAACCUGCAUGUGUGUCACAGGUAAAACCAAGGUUACCUUAUAAUAGAAAUCCUAUAGCGUUGGAGACAUCAUGGUGCGACCGCCCCAGCUCGACGGACAAAACAAUGCUUUUGGGUCACGUGCUCUUCCUUGACCACUACGGGUUCGCUGAUGAGGAUGGCUUGGCUCCUCACCGCAUAAACUCGGCGACCCGGCGGGAACAGGGAACAGAAAAGGCGGACGAAAUCCUCCCGUCUUUGGUUUGUACCUCAACCACACAACGCAUUCGUUGACCCGCCCUGGACCGCCUGCCUCCACCUCACACCUCACACGAAUUG